ACCAGUGAAAGAACAAGAGUGACUCACAGGAGGAAGAUGAAGAGAUCAUAGUUUCCGGGUGUGCGCUGUACGCACCAGUAGUCCAAAGUCACGAGAGAAGAGCAAAACCCUGCUGCAGAGAGUGGCUGGCAGGAGCUUCAGACACAACGCAGUUGAGGCCCGCCCCUAGCGGCCGGACAAGCCCAGCAGCCAGAGCCCAAAAAGCCAGGGCUGCGCUCCCUUGGGAGAGAGGAGGAGACAGAGCCCUGAGGGACCGGUGACAGACCCUUCCUCACAGCAACCCUGUGAGGGUUGCUCCCUUUCACGAGAAAAACACAGUUCCGAGGAGCUUGUUACAGCUUUAGCCACAGAUCUGCAGAGAAUGUAGUUCUGACACGAAGGAAACGGGAAGGUCUGUAAGGCCAGCAAGACAAGCUGAACAGAGUUAGAAUUUUCAGCACAGUCCCUGGGAAGCCUCGCAGAUGGCUGACCCACAGGGCCGUGAGCUGGAGGCUGAGUGCCCUGUCUGCUGGAACCCCUUCAACAACACGUUCCACACCCCUAAAUUACUGGACUGUUGCCACUCUUUCUGCGUGGAAUGCCUGGCCCACCUCAGCCUGGUGACGCCGGCCCAGCGCUGCUUGCUUUGUCCACUAUGUCGCCACCCCACCAUCCUGGCCUCUGGGCAGCCAGUCACUGACUUGCCCACAGACACUGCCAUGCUGACCUUGUUGCGCCUGGAGCCCCACCACAUCAUCCUGGAAGGGCGUCAGCUCUGUCUCAAGGACCAGCCCAAGAGCCGCUACUUGCUGCGCCAACCUCGAGUCUUUACACUGGACUUUGGCCCCGAGUCUGGGAGCCACACUGGCCCCCCCCAGGUUAUGGCCCCUGCCACUGUACCCAGGCCCAUUCCCAUCCCCAGCCACUACUCUCUGAGGGAGUGUUUCUGCAACCAUCAGUUCCGGAUCUUUGCCUACUUGAUGGCUGUCAUCCUCAGUGUCACUCUGUUGCUCAUCUUUUCCAUUUUUUGGACCAAGCAGUUCCUUUGGGGUUCUGUGGGACCAAGCAGUUCUGGGGGGUGAGUGCUGUUCACGGACAAGGUACAAACUGCUGGGGCUGGAAACUGCAUGCCCUCACUUGGUGCUGUCCUCCUUUGCAGCAUCGCUCAUUCACAACCCAGGGAUCGGUGUUUGGCCACUCAUUUGCUGGGAACAGAGAAGGCAA
Molecule: messenger RNA, 1203 nt
Organism: Cavia porcellus (domestic guinea pig)
Lineage: Eukaryota; Metazoa; Chordata; Mammalia; Rodentia; Caviidae
Gene: Rnf183
Product: ring finger protein 183
Exons: 4
Coding region: 462-1061 (199 amino acids)
Biological process (GO): protein ubiquitination; response to endoplasmic reticulum stress; positive regulation of endoplasmic reticulum stress-induced intrinsic apoptotic signaling pathway
Cellular component (GO): endoplasmic reticulum membrane
Molecular function (GO): ubiquitin protein ligase activity
Source: RefSeq, a predicted model, not a curated record